Molecule: messenger RNA, 1236 nt
Organism: Caenorhabditis remanei
Lineage: Eukaryota; Metazoa; Nematoda; Chromadorea; Rhabditida; Rhabditidae
Exons: 7
Coding region: 1-1236 (411 amino acids)
Biological process (GO): response to heat; protein refolding
Molecular function (GO): protein folding chaperone
Source: RefSeq, a predicted model, not a curated record
AUGACUUUGGCAACCCGCCACGCUGACUUUGGCCGUCGUGACAACCUCUGGAAGGAGAAUGACUUGUGGCUCGAUGACUUCCGUGACUGGCCACUCGAAUGGCCAAAACCGAGAGACUUUUUCAACCGGUUCUCGCGUGACGUGGAUAGUUGGUGGAAGGAUUGGCCAACCGAUUGGCCUCGCAUGGACACCGUCAUGCCAAGAUUCUCCACUCAACUAGAUCGUGUCGACCGUAACUGGAGAAGUGAUCCAUAUUGGAUGAAUCUUUAUCCAAGAUGGGCUGAGCCAAUCUUCAAGGAGGGAAUCGAUGUGAACUCGAAUGUUGUGAAUGACGAACGCAAGUUUGCCGUUGACAUGGACUGUUACCAAUUCCGUCCAGAAGAGAUUCAAGUGAAAACUCUUGAUGACACUUUGAUGAUUGAAGGAAGACAUGAAGAUAUCCGUGAUAGAGAUAACUUCACCAAAAUGUACUUUGUCAGAAAGUACCAACUUCCAAGAGAUGUAGAUUUUAACUCCAUCCAAAGUAGCAUUGAUGCCAAGGGACGUCUUCAAGUUGAAGCCAACAAGUUCAACAACAUGGCCAUCCAAGGUCGUGAGCGUUUGAUUCCAAUUGAAGGAGCUGGACGUGCUUCACCAAGAUACGAUAGUGGAACUCUUCGUUCUCAACGUGGACCAAACUCUCCAAUUCAUGUGCAAACUGAGCAAGACGGAAGAAGUGCUUCAAGCCGUAGUGGAUCUCGUUUGAAUGACAGCCCAGGGUCUCGAGAUGUAUAUUCUUCUCAUUCUUACAGCUAUCACCGUAGCGACUCGCGUAACCGUCUCUCUCCCAAUGACGUGAACAUCAGAACUGACAACCGUAACUAUAGCCCAGUCACUCCACGUGUCACUACUAGCGAGCGGACAGUAACACCGGAACAACGGUCGCCGGGUCGAAAAGCGUUCGAAACGAUUCGAAACAAUUUCGAGCAAGGUGCCUAUAAUACUGCUGGGAACGCCAAUCUUCAAGAAGAACGUUCUGGAUCUCGUGCCUAUAACUCUGCAGGAAACGCCAAUCUCCAUGAAGAGCGAUCAAGCUCUCGUGCUCAAUCUCACCGCUCAGAAAGUCGUAAUGGAGGAUACCGUGUUGAGUCUCCAGUCAGCACCACUACUGGAAUCCUUCGCAAUGGAAACUCAGAUUCUCCAAACUCUACUCAACGCGAGUACCGUUCCAUUCAAAUCCUUCGCAAGACAUAUUAA